AAUCGACGCAACACAUCAAGUUUUAGUAACAUCAACACCACAUUGUGCCAUUCACCUCCAAGGCCAAGUGAGCUUCACCCCUGCGCCUCGUCGUCGGAGCGACGACGUCAACGAUGAAGACCUCGGCUUGUUUCAGCUAUGCAGGCAGGGGUUUAAGGCUAGAACACCUCCAUCGGCACAGGCAAGCAUCUCCACCCAGAACCGGUUCAAUCCUCGCCGCGCCCCACAGUUUGCCUUCAACCCCGGGUGAUGUAUUUGUGAUUGGUGAUUCAAUCGUAAGAAAUCUGAACAUUGCAUGCCCUAAUCAGAAAUCUUUUGUUUCUUGUUUUCUCAGUUCUCAUGUCCGAGAUGUUAUGAGACAUGUGCUGACAGUCUUCGAGAAGCACAAGAACAGGGCAGUGGGAUCCAUUGUAAUACACGCAGGGGUAAACGACGUGAGACACCAACAGUCGGAGAUUCUCAAGGUGGACUUCGCAGCACUAAUCAAAGCCAUGAAGGAGAGGACCCCGUCUGCAAGAAUCUUCAUCUUGGGUCCCCUACCUCUCAUUAGAAGAUCAAACGAGUAUUACAGUGGUCUGCUGGGAUUAAACACCUGGCUGAAAGGCUUCUGCGAGAAUCAAAACAUCGGGUUCGUAGACAAUUGGGACCUCUUCUGGGAGAGGCCGCGUUUCUUCAAGCGGGAUGGUCUGCAUCCAAAUAGAUUUGGCGCCCGGGUCCUCUCCGAAAACAUUGCUAAGGUAAUUCGUUUCUCUUGACUGUCUAUUUUUAUUCCUAA
Molecule: messenger RNA, 775 nt
Organism: Erpetoichthys calabaricus (reedfish)
Lineage: Eukaryota; Metazoa; Chordata; Cladistia; Polypteriformes; Polypteridae
Exons: 2
Coding region: 114-755 (213 amino acids)
Source: RefSeq, a predicted model, not a curated record